Molecule: messenger RNA, 4573 nt
Organism: Salvelinus fontinalis (brook trout)
Lineage: Eukaryota; Metazoa; Chordata; Actinopteri; Salmoniformes; Salmonidae
Product: calcium/calmodulin-dependent protein kinase type II delta chain-like
Exons: 23
Coding region: 144-2000 (618 amino acids)
Biological process (GO): protein phosphorylation
Cellular component (GO): cytoplasm; neuron projection
Molecular function (GO): calmodulin binding; ATP binding; calcium/calmodulin-dependent protein kinase activity
Source: RefSeq, a predicted model, not a curated record
CCACCUCCGCCAACCCCUCCCUUCUCUCUCUCCCAGCCUGUCAGUGCCGUAGCUAGUAUCGGAGGUUAAGAAUCCUCCCCUAGACCCAGAGAGCGACCCAGCCUGCCGUAAACCUGACCGAGGCUUGGAGCCCACUCUCAGCCAUGGCUACUACUAUCGUUACCUCCACCCGCUUUACAGAUGAAUACCAACUCUACGAGGAGCUCGGGAAGGGAGCGUUUUCAGUGGUGCGCAGAUGUGUGAAGAAGUCAUCAGGUCAGGAGUUCGCCGCCAAAAUCAUCAACACCAAGAAACUCUCCGCCAGAGAUCACCAGAAGCUGGAACGAGAGGCUCGUAUCUGCCGUCUGCUCAAACAUUCAAACAUAGUGAGACUACAUGACAGUAUCUCAGAGGAAGGCUUUCACUACCUUGUCUUUGACCUGGUGACGGGAGGAGAGUUGUUUGAAGACAUCGUUGCUAGGGAGUACUACAGCGAGGCCGACGCCAGUCAGUGUAUUAACCAGAUCUUGGAGAGUGUUCAACAUAUCCACCAGCAUGACAUCGUCCACAGAGACCUCAAGCCUGAGAACCUGUUGCUGGCCAGUAAGAUGAAGGGAGCAGCAGUGAAGCUGGCAGACUUUGGCUUGGCCAUCGAGGUGCAGGGUGACCAACAGGCAUGGUUUGGUUUCGCGGGCACCCCUGGCUACCUGUCCCCUGAGGUCCUGAGGAAGGACUCCUAUGGCAAGCCUGUGGACAUAUGGGCCUGUGGUGUUAUUCUGUAUAUCUUGUUGGUUGGCUAUCCUCCAUUCUGGGAUGAAGACCAACACAAACUCUACCAGCAGAUCAAGGCUGGGGCCUAUGAUUUUCCCUCUCCAGAGUGGGACACUGUUACUCCAGAGGCUAAGAACCUUAUUAAUCAGAUGUUGACUAUUAAUCCUUCCAAGAGAAUCACUGCUGAUCAGGCUCUCAAACAUCCAUGGAUCUGCCAACGUUCCACCGUGGCGUCUAUGAUCCACAGACAGGAGACAGUGGAAUGUCUGCGCAAGUUCAACGCUCGGAGGAAACUCAAGGGAGCGAUCCUCACCACCAUGCUGGUGUCCAGAAACUUCUCAGUGGGCCGGCAGCAUACCAACCCUGCUGCUGUGUCCUCCACCGCCUCGCUGGCACAGGAAGCAUGCAAAAGUUUACUUAACAAAAAGGCGGAUGCUGCUAAGCCUACGACCAACAACAACAGUAAGAACAGCAUAGUGAGUGCCAUCAAUGCCAUGAAGGACAACAGCAUGGCCGCCGCACAAAUGGAAUCUCAAAAUACACUGGUUGCUGCUGAUGGGGUCAAGGGUUCUACAGAGAGUAGCAACACAAAUGAGGAUGAGGAUAUGAAAGCAGACAGCGUUGUGAUGAUGAGUCAGGGAAGUGCUACAGACGAGAUGCCCUCUCUUCUGACCUCGUCUGACAACUCGCCUGCCACCGUUCCUCUGCAUGAUGUAAAGCGCAUGGCGUGGAACGGCUCUGAUCAAGGCUCCAACCCCGAGUCUGAGCAUGCUCAGUCUGCUCCGCCCGCCGCUCCACUAGGGAGCCACAAUGUCCCUGUAACAGCCAAUACCACAGCACAGCACACUCGUAAGCAGGAGAUAAUCAAGAUAACUGAACAGCUGAUUGAAGCCGUGAACAAUGGAGACUUUGAGGCCUACACGAGGAUCUGUGAUCCAGGUCUGACUUCCUUUGAGCCUGAAGCUCUAGGGAACCUGGUGGAGGGAAUGGACUUCCACAAGUUCUACUUUGAAAACUUGCUGAGUAAGAACAGUAAGCCUGUCCACACCACCCUGCUGAACCCCCACGUUCAUCUGAUUGGAGAGGAGGCUGCCUGCAUCGCCUACAUCCGCCUUACACAAUUCGUCGAUGGCCAGGGCCGCCCCCGCUCCAGCCAAUCGGAGGAGACUAGGGUGUGGCAUCGCCGCGACAGCAAGUGGCUCAACGUUCACUUCCACUGCUCUGGUGCUCCGGCCGCACCGCUGCAGUGAUCUGGUGUCCAAACACUCCAGUCGGAGUGUGAGUUUUUUGGGGCGUGUUUUUGGCUAGUGUGUUUUGGGGGUGUGUCCUCUUUGUGGAUUGGCCCAUGCCAGGAACCCGGCCGGGCAAGACUGCACCCUCUCUGCAACACCAACCAAUCCCGUCUAUCCUUUGAUCCGCUGGGGGGCGGCCGAGUGUGGACUCCGCCCCUGUGGGAAUGAUGCAUGCAUCUGACGCCCAAUAGGAGGGCUUGUCCUUUGACCUCUGACCCCUCCCACCCGGCAGCCAUUUUGUCUCCCGUCCACGGCAGCCAUUUUGAGAUGAUGAGAGGAGCGGGGGGAGGAAAGGGGUUAAUGAACUUGUAAUGCCAGAUAUGACAAUGAGUUGUAAGUAUACAGGAUAAUAUAUGACUAGUAUCAGACAACACCCAACCCUACCAAGCAUUUAUAUAUACGUGGAAUGAGAGGAGAAUGUGUGUGAUUUGUAAGAGGUGACAUGUUGGGUUUUGUAAAUGGAGAAUUCCCUAUCAGAAUUCUGAACGGAAGGACAGUCGGUUCGAUCAGAAAGGAUGUAAUAACUUGAUGUGAGGAAACACCAAAGUGUACAACUGUAGGCUUUUUACACGUUUCUGUGUUCUUUGCUGCUUUAGUUUUUCUGAGAGAAGGGAAGGUAGGGGGGUGCAUUCGAGAGCGAUUUUGUUUCUGUUGUGUUUUUAGCCUUGUGUUUACGUUGCGUUUCUGUGGACUAUGUCGGAGUCUGUUUGAGACAAAUUGUAAGUGACUGCGUUUUAAAAGGGGUUUUAUUGUAAAAGUGAAGCUGCAAUGUGUACUGUCUGUUUUAUCUGUCUGCAGUGGGAGAGAGGGACUUUUGGGAAAAGGCGUCUGCAUUUUGCAUGUUUUCUCUCGCUCUCUCCCUUUCCUCACCCCUCCCCUCUCCGUUUCACUCUCCCACCCUCUGGCUGUGUUUUAGAUGGUGUGUGUUUGUGUGUGUAUAUAAGUCUAAGAGACUCAUUCAGAGUGCACAACGAAGGGGUGAACACCAUCUGGUCACACACACCAGCCGUAGUCCCAUGGCCGUGUUCCUGACCCCUCUGACGUCUACAUGUGGUUGACACCGUGUGACGAUCAACAAGGCGCUCACACGUCAACACAUGCACGCCUCCCGCCCAAAUUCUUAUUCUAUCUUCACGUCCUGAGCCUCCAGUCUCACGCGUUCUGUGUAAAUGCAUAUCGUGAACACACUUGCUCACACCUACACACUCUGUGGUGUGUCAGGCGUUGUAACAUAUCUUCACCGCUGCACCGUCUCCAUGGUGAAACUCCGGUAGUGUGUUUUCAUCCGUUCUUUGUGCGGUGUCCCUCCAUUAGUAACAGUCUCCUUCAUUCUCCCCAUUUGUGGAGCGGUGUCCCUCCAUUAGUAACAGUCUCCUUCAUUCUUCCCAUUUGUGGAGCGGUGUCCCUCCAUUAGUAACAGUCUCCUUCAUUUUCCCCAUUUGUAGAGCGGUGUCCCUCCAUUAGUAACAGUCUCCUUCAUUCUCCCCAUUUGUGGAGUGGUGUCCCUCCAUUAGUAACAGUGUCCUUCAUUUUCCCCAUUUGUAGAGCGGUGUCCCUCCAUUAGUAACAGUGUCCUUCAUUCUCCCCAUUUGUGGAGCGGUGUCUGUUUCUCUGUUUGAAUGUCUCUCUGUGUGUCUGUCUGUCUCCUGGUUUGGGUUUUGUUGACAAUGUUUUUGUUUACUGUUUGCUGUUUGGAAAGUUCUGCACUCUAUAUAUAUCUCACACACACACACACUAAAGUUACACCCAACUAUUUAACUGAUCAGACUAGCUGGUUAUAAUAUCACAGGGAAGGAAGGGACUUAAUCAAGAUCAGUUGUUGAGGAUAGAAAUCUGUUAUACACACACACACACACACACACACACACACACACACACACACAGACAGGAAAAAGGGAAUAGAGGGUGAACGUGGAGACAACAUAAUCAAUUAAAAUUAAUAGUAAAUUUAUUCAUUUAAUUUCACCCCCUCAGUGGUAUUUCAGUCCUUCUAUUGGCCGUUCAGGUGAGAGAAGAGCAGUAGAGAGUUCAGAGAUCACAUAAUUAUUGUUGGAAUUAAACCAGAGAGAUGUAUGCAUGUUUUCAGUUCAAGCAUCUCCACUGUGCACCUACCUGAACUAGGGUAGAGGAUAGGGUAUAUACUAACGAUAUCAUAUUUGCAUCUUUUGAAAUAAAAAUGAAAAACCCUCCUCCAUCCAGAAUAUUGAAUAUGUGACAUGAGAUUUAAAAAAUUAUAAAAAUAAAAAUACUAUUUAAUUACAAAAAGUAUUGCGGAGCCUUAGCUUGGUAUAAAGCUCAUUGUCAGUACUCUCCCUGCGUUGUGAUGUUAACCUGUCGGCCUGCGCUUUCUGUCCCCAGCAGUUGUUGGAUGCUGGAGGUUUUUAUUUUUUUGCAUGAUCAUGAUGUACGGUAAAAUAAAACCAUGAAUUGAGGACGAUCACGUGUUUGUCUCAAUAUUACUAGGUCCUUUAUCAUAGCUUUGUUAUUCAACUUGGAUCUUGAAAGUAUUUAAUAAAAAUAUUUCAGCACCG